This is a messenger RNA of Papilio xuthus (Asian swallowtail), 484 nucleotides long. It is a transcript of the gene Obp4, whose product is annotated as odorant-binding protein 4. The transcript is spliced from 5 exons. The coding region runs from base 10 to 453 and encodes 147 amino acids. NCBI's taxonomy places the organism in Eukaryota, Metazoa, Arthropoda, Insecta, Lepidoptera, Papilionidae. Gene Ontology annotation, molecular function: odorant binding. Gene Ontology annotation, biological process: sensory perception of smell. The record is from RefSeq and is a predicted model, not a curated record.
UCGAUCGAGAUGUCUUUUGUAAAAUUGGUUAUUUGUUUCUCUUUCAUUGGUGGUGCUUUGGCUCGCACCGAGGCUGAAGUGAAGGAAUUCUUCUUGAAACAAAGCGUCGAGUGCACCAAAGACCACCCGGUGACCGCUGAAGAAAUGACCAUGCUCAACAAACACGAGCUACCCGAUAGCAAGAAUGCACGCUGCCUUUUAGCUUGUGUCUACAGAAAAACUACAUGGAUGGAUGAAAAAGGAAUGUUUAUGAAGGAGAACGCAUAUAAACUUGCACAAGAAAAGCAUCCUGAGGACAAAGCAAAGUUAGAGAAAUCUAAGGAACUUUUCGAAUUGUGCAGCAAAGUAAAUGAAGAUACUUUUAGUGACGGCGAAGAAGGCUGCGAGAGAGCUGCAAAAUUGACUAAAUGUCUUACAGAAAAUGCUCCAAAGAUGGGUUUUGAGCUAGAUUAGUAAGAAUAGAAAAACAAGCAUUAUAUAAUGU